AUGACGAUAUCUAAUAUUCGCAAUCAUCCUUAUGCUUUUGAACAUGCACUUCAACUCUCGCCAGACUAUACACAACCAAGUCCUGCUGCCACUAGACAGAAGCAGACAGCAUACUGUACCUGGCUGGUGUUUAUGCAUCCAAAUUGGGUCCCGUUUGACUACAACAACCACUACAAACUAGAGCAAACCCUCAGCCUCGGGGGAACCUUUGUUGACAUCCAAGAUUCACACUUUCCCUGCGUCAAGAGAGUCCGUGUGUUCCCAAAAUCAAACUACCUCAGCUAUCUCGGUGUAAAAUACCGCUUAUCUCGAGUGAUGCAACCAGACGCCUGGAUAGACCCACCAGAUCACGAAGAAUUAUUAUUAUUAUCAUCAUCCUCAUCGUCAAACAAUAACGCCAGCAGCAACAGUUCGCUUGAAGACAACGAUCUCGACGAUUAUCGCAUGCCUCCUCCUCUUCAUUUUGAAGGCCUUUCAUCAUUAGCAUCGAUUUCUUUAUAUUCCGACAAUCAAAGCACGGACGAUUCAAAUUUAUUUCGAUCAUUAUCAAUAUCCUCUAGAGUUUCUUGA
Molecule: messenger RNA, 570 nt
Organism: Phycomyces blakesleeanus NRRL 1555(-)
Lineage: Eukaryota; Fungi; Mucoromycota; Mucoromycetes; Mucorales; Phycomycetaceae
Exons: 1
Coding region: 1-570 (189 amino acids)
Source: RefSeq, a predicted model, not a curated record